This is a messenger RNA of Podospora anserina S mat+, 681 nucleotides long. RefSeq lists its product as uncharacterized. The transcript has a single exon. The record is from RefSeq and is a predicted model, not a curated record. NCBI's taxonomy places the organism in Eukaryota, Fungi, Ascomycota, Sordariomycetes, Sordariales, Podosporaceae. The annotation marks the transcript as partial. Gene Ontology annotation, cellular component: cytoplasm.
GAGGAUGUUAGCUUCACGGUUAGGCUGCAGGCUAGGUAUACUGAUUUGGUGGUGUUGAAUAAGUGGGAGGGUGUUGGGGAGAGGAGGGUGGAGGAGGUGGUGGAUCGGUUGGGGGAUUUGGAGGUUGAGACUGCUAGGGUGAGGAGUGAUAGGGGGAGGGUCGAGGUUGGGGUUUUGCUGGGGUUGGAUUCGAGUCUCGCUGCUGGACUGGUGGAAGGGGAGGGCGGAAAUGGGGAGGGGGAACACGAACAUGAUCAUGGGCAUCGGAAUGAGGUGGAGGUUCUUAGUGUUGAGUUGAAGGGGACGCAAAAAGGAAAAGGGGUGGAUGCGGGGAAGCUGAUGGGGUUGCUUGGGAAGGCGCCGAAGGAUGAGGUUUAUAGGAUUAAGGCUGUGCUGACUGUGGGUGGGGAGGGGGAGGUGAAGAAUUCGGAUGAGGAUGUUCCUGUGACCAAGAGCCAGAGCGGGAGGUACAUUCUGAAUUGGGCGUUUGGGAGGUGGACGUUUACGGCUAUGGGGGGGGGGGUGAAGGAGCACGAGAGUAGCGGGGAGUCGGUGUUGAGGAUGACGGUUGUGUUGGCGAGGUAUGAGAGCACAAAGUGGAAGAGGAAGUUGGAGGCGGGUGGGUUGCUGGAGUUGGAGGGGGAUGAGAGGGGGGAGUUGGUGGUGAGGAAGAUUAAUUAG